This is a messenger RNA of Stegastes partitus (bicolor damselfish), 2070 nucleotides long. It is a transcript of the gene syt7b, whose product is annotated as synaptotagmin VIIb. Lineage: Eukaryota; Metazoa; Chordata; Actinopteri; Pomacentridae. The transcript has 13 exons. Gene Ontology annotation, cellular component: plasma membrane; axon; synapse. Gene Ontology annotation, molecular function: SNARE binding; calcium-dependent phospholipid binding; clathrin binding. The coding region runs from base 1 to 2037 and encodes 678 amino acids. Gene Ontology annotation, biological process: calcium ion-regulated exocytosis of neurotransmitter; vesicle fusion. The record is from RefSeq and is a predicted model, not a curated record.
AUGAGGAGGGAAAUCGAGGGAUUAAGUGAGAUUCAGGAGUCCGAUUUUUCAGGCUCAGUGUCUCUCAGCGUCUUCCUGGUGUCGGUGGCGUGUGUGGUUUGUGCCGUUUGGCUGGUCGCUCUAUGUGGCGUCUGCACCUGGUGUCAACGGAAGCUGGGAAAAAGGAAUAAACCAGGGGUGGAGGCGGCCAGCUCUCCAGAUUCUGUGAGAGGUCGAGGGGAAAAUAAAGCCAUCAACGAUCUAGACAGAGACUUUUGGAAUAACAAUGACAGCAGCAAUGUGCAACAGAGGUGGAGCUCCUACCCGCCCAAGGAGUUCCUCUUAAACAUGUCUCCAUACGCUCCCUACGGAGACCCUCGCCUCACGCCCAAUGGGGCCGUGGCUAAGGGUGGGCAGGGCGGUGCUGGACCCUCACCGGGGGCCAGCGACAGCGGGGUUGGUGCUUGCUCUGACACGGGGGCGGGGCCAAGUCGCAGUGACAGCGUUCGGAGCAUGGUGACAGGGGGCAGCAAGGCCGGGCGCUGGCAGACGGUCCAGAGCCACAUGCAUGCCGGAGGCCUGCGGUUUAGCAAUUUCGGGGACGCCUCGCUCUCCUCCGCCUCCACCCUGGAGCACAUCCCGUCCUCGGCUGUGGCGCGUCCACGUCCCUUGGUCCGGCAGCAGAGCCUCCAACAGCCCCUCACUCACCAGCCCCCUCCGGGUCCCAACGACCCCCCGGUCACCUCACAGAGCCUGGGCCAGCUCCACACGGGCCCGGGCGGCGGGGGCCACCGCGGGGGCCCACGGGGGGUCCGGGGGAGUCCGGCUGGAGCCUCCCGGUACAGAGGAGCAGGGGCGGGCCGGUCGAGGUCGAACCCGGGCAGCUGGGACCACAUGAUGGAGCAGAUCCGCCACAGAGGGCUGGACGUCAAGUCGUUCUUUGAGGGGAAGAUGGUUGUUCUGUCUCUAGCUAUCGGGCUGGCUGAACAGGACGACUUUGCCAACCUGCCAGAUCUACAGGAAGCGCCAGCGAGCAAAGAGAAUGAAACCACACCAGAGAAAAGAACUCCGGGUACCAAACCGGGCAGCAGCCCCAGAGGACAAACCCCAGAUGAGACCGGACGGCGCCCGGGGCCGAGCCACGACGCCAACUCUUCUGUGUCCGACUUGGCCAACUCGGUCACCAGUGACAUGCUCAUGCUGUCGCCAGGUUCGGAGGAAGACGACCACGAGGGUCCGGUGUGCGAGAAGCUGGGUCGCAUCCAGUUCAGCGUGGGAUACAGUUUUCAGGACUCCACCCUCACCGUCAAAAUUCUCAAGGGCCAGGAUUUGCCUGCUAAGGACUUUUCCGGCACCUCUGAUCCAUUCGUCAAACUCUACCUGCUGCCAGACAAGAAGCACAAAUUGGAGACCAAAGUCAAGAGGAAGAACCUGAACCCCCACUGGAAUGAGACCUUUCUGUUUGAAGGGUUCCCCUACGAGAAGGUGGUCCAGAGGACUCUGUACCUGCAGGUCCUGGACUACGACCGCUUCAGCAGGAACGACCCCAUAGGAGAGGUGUCCAUCCCCCUCAACAAGCUGGACCUGGCCAACAUGCAGACUUUCUGGAAGGAGCUCAAACCGUGCAGCGAUGGCAGCGGAAGUCGAGGGGAUCUGCUGGUGUCUCUGUGCUACAACCCCACAGCCAACACCAUCACUGUGAGCAUCAUCAAAGCCCGCAACCUCAAAGCCAUGGACAUUGGAGGCACUUCUGACCCCUAUGUUAAAGUGUGGUUGAUGCACAAGGACAAGCGCGUGGAGAAGAAGAAGACGGUGGUGAUGAAGCGCUGCCUGAACCCUGUUUUCAACGAGUCCUUCCCCUUCGACGUGCCUGCCCACGUGCUGAGGGAGACCACCAUCAUUAUCACUGUCAUGGACAAGGACAGACUCAGUCGCAAUGAUGUCAUUGGAAAGAUUUAUCUUUCAUGGAAGAGUGGCCCUGCAGAAGUAAAACACUGGAAAGACAUGAUGGGGCAUCCUCGUACUGCCGUGGCCCAGUGGCAUGCUCUCAAGGCCUGAGGGACCAGCUACCAACCUGCCUACAGUGUUCCC